AUGGCUGAUUAUCUAUGCGAAGAUAUAUUAAAUAGACUGAAGCAAGAGAAUUGUCUAUGUAUUAACAAAAAUAAAACUAGAGAACUAUAGCAGUAAACUUUGUUUAUCAAAUUUCAUAAAUGGCUUAAAGAGAAUGGAGCUAUUUAUGAUCAUUGUAUUGAAUAUCCCGUUGCUUUCAGUGAUAAACCUGAUAAUCAAAAUUUCUAUUUGAUUGGAGUUGCUGCAAAGAAAUUACUAGGCCCCUAAUAGGCAUAUCUUUACAUUCCAAAUAAGCUGAUAAUCAAUGAAUAUAAACUACUUCAAUCAGAGUAUGGACAUAUUUUUAGAGAAAAUGAGCACUUAUUCAAGGAAGGAUCUGAAGGUGAAUAGAUAUAAUUGAUAUUCUAUGUAAUAUGUGAGCAAAUCAAAGGAGAGGCUAGCUUUUGGUACCCUUAUUUCCAGACUUGCUAGGAUUCAGAUCUCCCUUAAUUCUGGAAAGAUGAUGAGUUAGAAGACCUUGAAGAUCAGCUGAUGAUCGCUGAGAUACAAGAAGUCAGGGGCAAUUAUCAAAAGGAAUUCUAACUAUGCCGCUCAAUUGCUUCAAAAUAUCCUGAACUAAUAGAUUUAGAUAAAUUCUCAGAGGAUCUUUACAAAAUAGCAUAUAAUCUUGUAACAACAAGAUGCUUUGGAUGGAGUUUACCAUACACUUCACUAGUACCUCUAGCUGAUUGCUUCAAUCAUUACAACAUUGACAAUUAAUAUGAGUUAUUUAAUUCUAAGUUACAUACAUUACUUUCUGACUAUAAUCCUAAGUCAUCUGUUUAAGAACUUAAAGAGGAAUUAAGGGAGGUUGAUUAUUAAUACUAUACAAAGGAAAAGAUGCAGCUUAAUUUUAUGAAGAAUUUUAAAGAAGAUUAAGACCUUGACAAAAACUAACAACCUGCAGGUGAGAGUAGCAGUGAAGGUGACUCAGAUGAUCCAGAUGAUAUUCCAGAAAUAAGCUAGAAAAGAGUAAAUAAACUAAUGAUUAGAAGCACGUGCCUAGGAUUAACUACAUAACAAUUUUUAGAAGAUGAAGGAUACUAAAAGUGUUAAAUAUGGGAUUUGAAGUAUGACAGUACUUCUGAUGAAGAAGACAAUGACACCAGCUCGGAGUCCUCAUCAUCAGAGACUGAAGAAUUAGAAAUUGAGGAUAACUCCUAGAAUAAAAAGAAAAAGAGAGAUUAAUAUACAUUUACAUAUUAGGACAACUAGGUAAUUAAGAAAAAGAUAGAUAGAAAUUCUGUUGAUAACGCUAGAAAGCUCAACUUAAUUGACUUACUUGUUUAGUAAAAAGAGUAUUUGGAUGCGAAAGAGACCAAAAUGAGAAAGCUAAAAUAGCAAGAUGAUUAGAGAUAUAGGAAAUUUAUUAUGUAAGAAGAAACUUCAAGUGAUGAGGAAGAUGAUGAGAAAUUUGAAUGGUAUGAAGAUUAGGACAAAAAUACAUUUUUCACGCUAUGUACUUAGUAUAAAACAGCUUAUGAUAAAGGAGAUUAAAUAUUUCAUUGCUACGGUAGAAGAACUAACAGAUUUUUGCUUUUAAACUACGGAUUCGUUUUGUAAGACAAUAAAUACAACUCAAUUACAUUGAGAGUCAAUAUUACUCUAAAUAAAACUAAGGAUGAAAUUUUAAAUGAGUAGUAGAUCUUAGCUGAUAGAGUUUCUGAGGCUGUUGGCUUAAACAAAAUAAGCAAAUAUAUUAAGCUAAAGAAAGAUAGGAUUAGUGAGGAGCUUUUGUCAUACUUGAGAGCAAGUUUGAUGAAUGUCUAUCGAGAUUAAAAUCAUUAAUACUUACUCAUUUCGACACCAGUUGAAAUUAAAUUCGAAAUGUAGGUCCUUUUAAGUGCAAUCAAUCUACUCUAAAAUUUGCUUAAUACCAGAUUUAAGAAAUCUAUUUAUGAGGAUAGAAAAAUUUUGCAAGAGUCAGAUUUAUCUGGCAGAAAAAGAACAGCCAUAAUAUUUAGACUUAAGUAAAAGGAGAUCUUUGAAUCACAAAUAAAAUUGUACUCAAUUUUGACGAAAGUCUUAUCGAGACUUUAAAAUGGAUCAUCAUUCAAGCAAACAUAUUUGCAAAGAGUUGAGGGUUAUGAAACAGAUAACUAGAUAAUUUAUAAUCGCUUGAGAUUGAGAAAGUAUUUGAGAGAAUUGAUUAUAAACUAAAAGCGUGUUUUAUCUGUACCAUUGGAACCAGAUUAUGUUGAAAAAUUCAAAGAAUACUAUGGUGGCAUCUAGUAAUAGCCAUCAUAGAAUGAAUAUAAGGAAAAUAAUGAGGUAAAUACAACUGAACCAAGGGGAUAAUAAAAAAUAAAUGAAUGA
Messenger RNA from Stylonychia lemnae, 2334 nucleotides. The record is from the annotation of a GenBank genome assembly. NCBI's taxonomy places the organism in Eukaryota, Ciliophora, Spirotrichea, Sporadotrichida, Oxytrichidae.